Molecule: messenger RNA, 3249 nt
Organism: Hyposmocoma kahamanoa
Lineage: Eukaryota; Metazoa; Arthropoda; Insecta; Lepidoptera; Cosmopterigidae
Product: arrestin domain-containing protein 17
Exons: 8
Coding region: 1-1254 (417 amino acids)
Biological process (GO): protein transport
Cellular component (GO): cytoplasm
Source: RefSeq, a predicted model, not a curated record
AUGAAGGACGCUAGAAUAGUUUUAGAUAACGAGUAUAACACGUAUUACGCAGGACAAACGCUGAAUGGGAGGAUAGAAUACGAGUUUGAUAGUCCUAUAAAAGUUCGAGGUAUUUAUGUCAGAUUCAAAGGCGAAGCCAACACGGCUUGGACAGAGACGAAAGAGGAACAGACAAGCACGCAGACUGAUCAGGCACAAUAUGAGACCAGAGACACUAUGCACACUGGACAUGAGGAAUACUUUAACAUCAUGUAUUACAUGCUUGGAAGUGCUGAAGGUAGCGAAAUUGAGAUUCCAGCUGGGAAGCAAGUGUAUAACUUCACAUGCACAUUACCUCCCGUGCUACCAUCCUCGUUUGAGAGCCAGUAUGGCUAUGUGCGGUAUACCCUAAAGGUAACCCUGGACAGGCCGUGGCAGUUCGACCAUCACACAAAGUUAGCCUUUACUGUUAUUAACCCCUUGGACCUGAAUCUCAACAACUCAUAUAAAGAACCAAUCCAUUUGCAAAUGGAGAAAACAUUCUGCUGCUUGUGGUGCGCAUCAAGCCCACUCACUGUGGAUGUGAGAGCGCCGGUGUCUGGUUACUGCCCAGGACAAGUCAUUCCUAUCAAUGUUGACAUUGAAAACAAGAGUAAUGUGCAAGUACACCUUGUCCAAGUUGCUCUUAGAAGGGUGGUGACAUUUAGAGCGACGACGCCAACUUCCGCCACGAAAAUUUUGAGGGAAGUGGUUGUGGAGAUCCAGGAGGGCCCAGCACCUGCUGGGUCUACCAAACACUGGGACAUGCGUCUUGAGGUCCCUUCCAUACCUCCCUCCAAUCUCGUUAAUUGUGGCAUCAUCGAUUUGGACUAUGAUCUGAAUGUAGUGUGCAAAGUGUCGGGCUUACAUCAAAACCUGACGGGUAAGAAGUACGUGACGAUCGGCACUGUGCCGCUGAUGGGGCAGCUGGCUGUGCCUACGGCACCCCCGCCUCGCCCCGUUCGCGACGACCCUGCUGUGCUGCCCGUUUCGCCUGGCCCACCGAUGGAUUCUUAUGGCGGUGAUACUUCAGGCUGGACCGUACCUGGCGCGCAACCCCCUUAUCAAUCGUUAUAUCCUACACUCACUCAACCAGUAUACAAGGUGUCUCCGUACACGGCACGCACGAUUCAAGACCGCGAGGACAGGAACCACACGCAGGUGGUGGGGCCGACGAGCUUCGCGCCCUGCUAUCCUACCUACGCUGCGGUCCAGCCACCUCCGUUGCCACAGUAGACGGAUGGUAUAGUCAACAGCACAUAAAGCGCUUUUGUUCGAAUGUCACCUCCAGCGCAACGGAACAAGAUCCGUCAAUGUGUAGCUUGAUGUGCUGCCGUCUGUACAUUGAAAAUAGGGUGAAUCUGGGAUGAAAACAAAAAACUUGUCAAUCAAAGUUAAAAGAACUAAGAUAUAAAAAUCUGGUAUGUCACAUAAGCGAUUUAAUAUAAUCUAUUUAAAUCCAUUUUGUAGCAAAAGUAAACAAAUCAGUUUCUGAAGCAAUUACUCAAUAUAUGGAAUAAGUAACACUACACGUAUAUUUUGAAGAUUUCGACUUGAUUAUCACUUUUUCCAACGAUAUUAAGUUGAAUAACAAUUUAAAUUUAUAAAAUUUUAAAUAAUGUUAGUGGAAAAGUGAAGUUUUGAAAUGAAUUGUCGCAUAAUGCUGUACUAAAAAAAAAUCAUUCCGUUCAUUCAGUUAAAGUUUUUUAAUCGAUUAGUAAACCAAAUAUUUCAAUCACAAUCGAGCAAGUAUUUAAGUAUAAGAAUUUAAAGGAAAUUUAAGACUUCGGAAAUUUUAAGUUUACUUUUAUAGGUUAUGUAAGAGAAACCAUACUAGUAAUAAAGUAAGUAUAUAUGAAAAUAUAAUUACUCAGUAUCGAAUCAUAAUGUUUUUUGUUAGUAAUCAGCAGCGAAAUCGCAAAAACAACUGUUACCAACUGAUUCAAUUAAACAAAUCGAUUCAUUCCAUCAAUUAAUUGAUUUGUAGUUCGCAGUACAACAGGCCAUCACGACAUCUACGGUCGGGUCAGCGACCUUUACUUUUUGGGUAUAAUGGAUUGAAACGCAUUAUAGCAAUAAACAUUGCAUAAUAUUUUAUACAUUAAUCUCCUUACUUAAGACGUAUUCCACCCUUUCUUAAGGGUUGAGAUUCACCACAUUUUGCGGUAUAUAAAGACAGACAUUAAAGACAAAAAUACCGCACAAAAAUUGCUAAUAUAAUAAAAUUGUACUAAAAGUAUUAGUAUGCAGUGGCGAAGUAUGAAUUAAUGCCGUUAUAUUAUAUUGACACGCAAAUAAAAAACAGAAAAUGAAAUUAUUUCUUAAGAAAAACACUUGCAAAUAGAUACUAUAUUCAUGGUAUUAUAAUAAGACAAGCAUGGUAACUCCAUAAAAACAUAGCAUCGCGGCUUGUAUGAUUGCACUCACAGAUUAGUAUAAUAAUGAAAGGCGUUUGGGACAACCUACGCUAUGCAUCGCGAGAUUAUGCGAAUGUGUGCAUCCGUAUUUGACACAGAGUGGGCCGCGUACACAUAAAAAUCGCGCUGUUACGUUUGUAGGGAGUAGUGUUGGGUCGCGUCGCAAACAGUAGAAUUUUGAAAAUUCAUAUUUUUCCACAUUUGGCAGUUGACAUCUGUCAAAAGUUGAAGAUACUAUGUCCGUUGGAUUGUGUAACCGAUCAUCUUCGAUUGAGUGCGUUCCUGGUACACAAUUUGUCACAUACCAUGUAUCUUUCAACUCGGACAGUAGUAGAAAUGUCCUCAGUGGGACAGAACCCAAAACCUACAAAAUUUGAAUUGAAUGAAAACAACGGGAGCCAUUUUGAAGAUGUUUUUUUACUUAUUUCUAUUUUUUCCUAUAAAUAUCAUUUUAAAUGUCGGUUUACUCUAAUUUGCUUUUAGAUAUACAAUUAUAUUUUACAAUUCACGCUAAAUAAAUUUUUCAAAAAUGUUUCCGGAAAAUUUUCCACAUUUGAAAUUUCUGAAAAUUACCCAACAGUAGUAUGGAGUUCAUACUCGUCUUACUUUAUACUAUGCUAUAGUCAUAGGUCGUAUCAGUUUCUGAUCUUAAAGCGUAGUUGCAAGUUAUAUUCUUUACCACGGAUGUGAGACAAUCUACAACUUAUUACUAAUUCUCUCAUAAUUCAAUCUCAAUCGAGUUGACUUACCAUUAAAGUUGACGAAGAUGGUACGUAUUUUUUUUUUCAUAGGAGUGAAAGACACCUUUGUUCAA